AUGUCACCAACUGCUGUUGAUCCAACGCCAAAUCAAAUUGAAGCUGAAUUUCAAUCAACAAUUGAAAAAUUAGCUAAAUUGAAACCAAUUGGUCAUUCUAGAGCUAAACAUGAAGUGAUUACCGGUGGUGAUCCUGAUUGGAAAGAUAAAUUACCUCCAACAACUAAAGAAAGAUAUGAAAAAUACAAUGUUGAUAUUUCAAAAGGUUAUCCAGUUAUUCCACCAAAUGAUAAAAUUCCAAAAUUUGUUGAUGAAGCUUUUGAGAUCAGAAAUAAGGAAUACCCUUUUGUCAACAGAGCAAAAAAUGCAGAUCCAGAAAAGAAAGCUUUAUUUGGUGCUGCUAAAGAUGUUAUUCAUUUAUCACCAUAUAUUGGUACAGAAAUUGUUGGUUUACAGUUAAGUGAUUUAACGGAUCAACAAAAAGAUGAAUUAGCUUUAUUAAUUGCUGAAAGAAUAGUUGUUUUUUUUAAAGAUCAAGAUUUAUCACCUCAAAAACAAUUAGAAUUAGGUCAUUACUGGGGUCAAGUUGAAGUUCAUCCACAAGCUGCUCGUUUGCAAGAUGGUAUUUCAAUUAUCUGGCAAGAUUAUCAAUCGGAAAGGUGGGGUAUUGGAUUAUCAUUUAAAAAUUCAAAGAAAGGUAAUUCACAAUGGCACUCAGAUUUAGUUCAUGAAUUUCAAACUGCUGGUAUUACUCAUUUACAUUUAGAUUCUAUUCCAAACAUUGGAGGCGAAACUACAUGGGCCUGUAAGUAAAAUAAGUACAUAAGUACACUAAUUCUGCCUUUGUGGUCUUUUACUAACAUCGUUAUUAGCAACCUAUGGGGCUUAUGAUAAAUUAUCACCAGCUUUUCAAAAAUUCUUAGAUGGUAAAACUGCAAUCUAUAAAAGUGCUCAUCAAUAUUUAGAUCGUGCUAAUCCAUUAAAAGGACCUAAACAUGUUGAAAGAGAACAUCCAUUAGUUAGAACUAAUCCUGCCACUGGUUGGAAAUAUUUAUUUGUUAAUAGAUCAAUGACUGUUAGAAUUGUUGGUUUAGAACCUGCUGAAAAUGAUUUAAUUUUGAAUUAUUUGUUCAAUAUUAUUGAAACUAAUAGAGAUAUUCAAUAUACUUUUCAAUGGCAAUCAAAAGAAGCUGGUUCAAUCAAAAAUGAUAACAAACAGAAGCACUAUUCUGGUGUCCUGGCUAUUUGGUAUAAUAGUGUCAGUAAUCACCUGGUCAUUCACACUAAUGAGCUGCUUUCAAAUAGACAUGGUACAAGAGUUACAAGUUUAGCAGAAGUUCCAUUUUUUGAUCCAAAUUCAAAAUCUCAAAGAGAAGCUUUAGGAUUGCCAUUAAAUUAG
This is a messenger RNA of Insectozyma verbasci, 1339 nucleotides long. The record is from the annotation of a GenBank genome assembly. Lineage: Eukaryota; Fungi; Ascomycota; Pichiomycetes; Serinales; Debaryomycetaceae.